AUGAAUGGGCAAGCCCGUCCGGCACGAGUGUUUGAUACAAUUUGUAAACACCGAACGAAUAAGCUUCAAACAAAAUUAAGGAUGACGUCUGAAGAAACGCAGAUUUCCGAAGAACUGAAGGGUUGUUAUGAGAAUCUUAUUGUAAUCGACAUUGGCGCAAAUUUAACGAACAAAAAGUACAGUCGCGAUCUCGAAUCAGUGGUGCAAAGGGCAAAAGAUGCAGGCGUUCAAAAAAUCAUGGUCACUGGGACCUCGGUGAGGAAUAGCAAGGAGGCCCUUCGACUGACUCGCUUGUAUCCUGGAACAAUUUAUUCCACAGCUGGCGUGCACCCGCACGACGCCAAGUCGAUGGUGGAGGAGGAGCAGUGGUCGGAGCUGGCCGCGACGGCGCGCGCUCCCGAGUGCGUGGCGCUCGGCGAGUGCGGCCUCAACUACACCAAGGACUUCUCCGAGCCCAAGGUGCAGCGCCACGUCUUCCGGAGACAGGUGGAAAUGGCGUGCCAAAUCCAGAAGCCGCUGUUCAUCCACGAGAAGGAGGCCCAGGAGGACCUGGUGAAGAUCCUGGACGAGUUCGGCGCCAGGCUGCCGCCCGUGGUGGUGCACUCGUUCACCGGCACCGUGGACCAGGGGCUGAGGUACAUCGAGAGGGGCUACUACCUGGCCAUCACGGGCUACAUCUGCAAGGACAAGUCCGACGGCGGCAUCCGGCGGCUGCUCUCGGAGAGGAUCCUGCCCCUGGACAAGUUGCUGGUGGAGACGGACUCGCCGUUCAUGUACCCCAACAUGAGGGCCUCCAAGCUGCCGCUGCACGUCAAGGACUCGCUCACGGAGAGGUCGAUGAACUUCGUCAACCGCUACUGCACGUUCCAACGCAACGAGCCGUGCGCGCUGCCGGCGAUAGUGGAGCUGGCGGCCGGCUUCAUGGGGCGCAGUCCCCAGGACGUGGCGCUCGCCACCGCCUUCAACGCGCUCAAGCUCUUCGGCCUCAGCCAC
This is a messenger RNA of Iphiclides podalirius (scarce swallowtail), 993 nucleotides long. Lineage: Eukaryota; Metazoa; Arthropoda; Insecta; Lepidoptera; Papilionidae. The record is from the annotation of a GenBank genome assembly.